Molecule: messenger RNA, 3479 nt
Organism: Closterium sp. NIES-67
Lineage: Eukaryota; Viridiplantae; Streptophyta; Zygnematophyceae; Desmidiales; Closteriaceae
Source: the annotation of a GenBank genome assembly
CUUGCAUUUCGUUUCUUGGCUGGAAUGGGCAAACUGCGAUACAUACGUACCGCUUUCGGCUGCAACAGCACCAACGACUAACACCAAUGUGCUGCUCAACUCACACCAAGUACUGACUCCGCUCGAAAAGAACUGUUUUUCCUCCUAGAAGACAUCGUCCAUGGCGUACCCCAUACUACUACCGCCGGACUGGACCCCUCGUACCUUCGAAACAGUGUCACCGAACCUCGCCGGUUGUCCCGCCGAUUCUCCCGACGAUGAGCUUCUGGAUAUCGAUUUCCUCCGCUCCUUCUUCUCCGCAGGCUCCCCCAACCCCGCCGCUGCCGCCGUCGCGACUGUCGCCGCAGCCGCCGCCGCGGCGCGCGGAGCUGGCGCGGCUGUUGCGCUCUCCGCGGGUGCAGCCGCCGCAGCGGAUGCUGCUGCGCUGGCGGCCGCCUCAACCACAGCGACCGCUGCUGCCGCCGCGUCGCAUAACUCGUUCGUCGGCGUGGGUCCUGGCGCUGCGGACUUUGGCUGUCCCGAGACGGCGUCAUUUUCGCCCAAACAUGGGGAAAGCCUCGGAACUUCCAUUUCUCUCUUCUCUCCCUUUUCUCCGAAACAACCAAGUCAUUGCGCCUCCGCUGGCGCGGCUCCUUCCCCCUCGCCCUUUCCCCCAAGUCACUCCCCGCACAGUCCCCGCGACCACCGCCCCCCCUCCCUCUUUCCGCCGCUCUCCCCGCUGUCUUCCGCCUCCCCCUUCACUCCUUUCGCCCUGGGCCAUUCUCCGCAAACCGCGCAGGCUUCCUCCGCCGCCGCCGCACUGCCCAUGCUCGCGCGCGCGACGAGCCUCGGCAGCGCAAUGGCCGCGAAUGUCAGCAGCUAUUUCCGCGCAUCCACCCCCGCGGCUAGCUUUUUCUCCGCCGCUUCUGGCGGCGCGUCUGCUGCAGCCCCACCUGCCGCCACGGCGGCGCCUUCUCCCCGCGGGAAAUUGGCGGCGGCGGCGUUUUCUAGCCGAAAUGCGCGCAACAACCAUGCGCUCGAUGCGGAAGCGGCGGCUUAUCAUCGCGGCAGCCGGGGCUCCACUCCCCGCGCCCCACCGUCUCGAGAAAGCCCGUCGCGCCAAGGGCUACUAUUUAGUCCGAGAUUAGUUGGCGACGCCGUAGGGGCCACGGACGUGCGAGGGGCGUCUCGUGUAGAGGUCGAGAUAGCGGGGGAGGUGGAGGGGAAGGGGGAUGGGGAUGACGAAGGGGAGGAGGCGGAGAGGGAGGACGAGGAGAGCUGGGCAGCCUCCGCCACUCUGCAAGCGGAACUCCGCGCGGUAGUGGGCGCGGACGGUCCUUGCGCCAUUGCGCGCCAAGAUUCCUUCCGGCGCGGCGGACUCGGUUCCAUGGCGGGCGGAGGGACUGCGGGUGCCGGGGUGGCGGUAGCGCCGCCGCUCUCCCCCGUGUCUCCCGCGCCCACCCCACGCGGCGGGGCUCCCGCGGCGUUGGCGCAGACGCCCCGCUCCGCGCGGGAGGCGCGCAUGCGGCUGCUGCAGGCGCAGCUGGAGCUGCUGGAGACGAGCAAGGCGGUCUCCGCGCUAAAAUGCGCGCGCCACGUCGUGCAGAUGCCCGGACACGGCGCGGGGGUUGGCGGAAACGGCGGAAAUGGCGACAGCAGCAGCAGUUGCGCCAGUAGUCCGCGGUCCAGCGAUUCUUACAUGAGCCACGGAGCGGAAGGCGCGGAAAGCCCCUCGUCGGAGCGUAGCUUCAGCUUUGCGGAGAUGAGCCCUCGGGAAGACGACUUGCCGCAUGUGGCGCAACUGCAGCAGCAGCAGGAGGAGCAUCACCAUUAUCAGCAGCAGCAGAAGCAGCGGCCGUUCUUUGACCUUUCUUCGCCUGUGGAAGGAGCGGGCCUCUCCCCUCCGUCCCCCUGUCAGCAGCAGUUUCCGCGCCAGCCACGGAGAGUAAGGGGCUCGUUACAGGAACGGAGAACUGACGGCAGCUCCACCGGUACCAGCAGUAGCAUCGGCAGCAGCAGCAGCAGCAGCAGCAGCAGCAGCAGCAGCAGCAGCAGCAGCAGCAGCAGCAGCAGCAGCAGCAGCAGCAGCAGCAGCAGCAGCACUGGCAGCAGCGCCAGCAACGGGGGGAGCAAAUCGAGGAGUUGGAGAAACGGCAGCAAAAGCGCUGGUAGUAGGCAUGUGGCAUGGCAAUGCGCAGACACAGAUGCGGCUGCUGUUGUUGCUGCUGCUGCUGCUGCUAGGGCAGUGCAGCUGGCAGCGCAGGUUCCUGGCAGCAGCCCUGCAAGGGUGACUCUACGAGAUUUGACAAGAGCGGAGGAGGUUCGUUCGCCAAGGGGAGGAGGAGGAGGCGUAGGAGGAGGAAGGGGAAGAGGAGGAGCCAGGGUGACCCCCCCGAGCGGCACACCCCCGUGCGGUGGCGGCGGCACCAGCAGCUCACCCCAUGCGGCCACCUCGCCACGCGUCGUCAGCACCACCUCAGUUUCUCACACGAAGACCUCACCGCAAGCAGCAACGGCCACCUCCUCCUCCCCUCAUCGGCGCCCUUCGCCAGUGACAGCAGCGUUCUCGUUCCAGCUGACCCCUAACACCCGUGGUGCUCCCGCCCCCUUCCUCUCCUCUUCCUCCUCUUCCUUUUCUCCCACCGCCACCAGCAGCAGCAGCAGCAACAGCGGCGCAGCCUUCGCCUGCUCCUCGUCCCCCGGCUCCUCAUCCUCCUCCUCCUCCUUCGCCUCCUCUUCCUCCUCAUUCUGGCCGCCGCGCAGCGCGUUGCGUGCUCCCCUGGGCGCGCUGGAGCGCGACGAAGCGAGCGCCAGGGAAAUGCAGGGCCGAGCGCCGCUGCUGCCUGUGUGCAAGUCCGCAGGAGGCGCGUACACAGUCAAAAGGUGGGAUGGGGAUGAGCUCGAUCUGGGGGAGCGUGGUGUGGAGAAGUGGCAAGAGAUGGGGCGCGUGGAAGGGCUAGGAGGAAGUAGAAUAAACAGGGAGGGUGCAGGAGGGUUGUGGGGAGGAGAUUCGCGGAGUGGGCCGGCCUGUGGGCCCCGGGGUUUUGGCCGUUUGGUUCGCAGUGGCAGCAAUGUUGGUAGCAGCAGCAGUGGGGAGGGUAGCAUCACAGACAGUGGUGGCCGCAGUGGUGGUGGCAGCAGCAAGCUGUGGGAGACACUGCGCAGGAACGCGCCUCUCCUUGGCUUGAAGAUCCCCUAGCAUGUUUCCUUCAUCCCUCCAGCAGUGCUGCUUGCUCCUCUCCUGCUCCUCUCCACCGCCUCAUCAUGCCUCAGGGCUCAGUGCCUCAACCUAAGCGCUCUGUGCGUGAACCUCAGUGCUCAGUGCACAAGCAGCACUGAGCUCUCAGCCCAGCCCUCCACCUUCUGGCUCAAGCUGUUCGCUUUGCUAUAACCCCUCCUGCCGCAGUAGGCUCUACCUUGUCUGUAUGUCACAAGUAAGCAUCACGCAAUGCUUUCGAAGGAACCGCAAAUGUAGCAACUAUUGAUUCACUCAUACAUCU